Messenger RNA from Scophthalmus maximus (turbot), 3464 nucleotides. It is a transcript of the gene pofut2, whose product is annotated as protein O-fucosyltransferase 2. The coding region runs from base 501 to 1838 and encodes 445 amino acids. Gene Ontology annotation, molecular function: peptide-O-fucosyltransferase activity. Lineage: Eukaryota; Metazoa; Chordata; Actinopteri; Pleuronectiformes; Scophthalmidae. The transcript has 9 exons. The record is from RefSeq and is a predicted model, not a curated record. Gene Ontology annotation, biological process: protein O-linked glycosylation via fucose.
CUCGAGAGAGACUUCAGCUGCACGAUGAUUGUUGUGGUUUGCCACAGACAGGUUGACCUUGCUUGGUGCCUGAGAAGACUCGUCUUAACAGUUUCUCAGGGGAGGACAGACAAAAUUCCACGACAGUUGGAAAACGGGAUUUUACUGAAGUUCUCGAACAUUCACUUGUUUUCAGUGAUAUGGAGCUGUAGUAACACAAAGAGGCCGCACGAUGGCGCUGUUGGGCAGAUAGGUCGUGUUACCUGUGGGCAUUGUCGUGUAUCCUCCACUCCAUGAGCAUGCUUUUAUUUUGUAACUGUUGUGUUUUUCUCGAUAGAGCCCAACUGAAAUCAUAUACAUAAUACAUUUUAUGAGAUUAUAUGGCAAAUGUUUCUGUUUUAGAUAUUAAAAUCAUAUUGACGCAAUUGGGUAAAUUAAAAUCGCCCACAUAGAAUUUCGGUUGCUGGGCAACAGGACAGACGCCUUUGCCGUCCCGGAAGUGCGUGGCUCUGAGGAAAAUAAUGGCGCAGCGAGCGGUGCGUGAACCAGCGGUGUUCAUCGUCUCGACCGCGUCUUUCGCCGCCUUCUGUGUGUCCGCUCUCGUGGCCUUUGCAGCGCUGGAGACGGUGAACGCGGACGAUGUGUUCGGUGCGAGCCACACGGCCACUCUGCCCGUCGCUGCCGCAAGGGAUCUGCGGUACUUGCUGUAUGACGUGAACCCGCCAGAGGGUUUCAACCUGCGGAGAGAUGUGUACAUCCGCAUAGCCUCCCUCGUGAAGACCCUGAGGAAGGAGGGGGACGACUGGGUGUUGGUGCUUCCUCCGUGGGGUCGCCUCUACCACUGGCAGAGCCCCAACAUCCACCAGGUCCUCAUCCCCUGGGCAGAGUUCUUCAGCCUCACCAGCCUGCAGGCCAACGUGCCUGUCAUUGAGUACGAGGAGUUUAUCGCCGAGAAUGGCGGCCCAUUCAUAGACCGGGUUUUAGUACUGCAAAACUACGCCGAGGGAUGGACUGAUGGGAAAUGGGAGGAAAAAGUUGAUGAGCGGCCGUGCAUUGAGAAGUUGAUGUACUCCAAAGACAAACAGGGCUACUACAGGGGCUGGUUUUGGGGCUACGAGGAAACACGUGCCCGGAAUGUGACAUGCGUGUCAGCCCAAGGUCAUGCCUCCAUUAUGGCUCCAGUUCUUCAGACAAACAUCACAGCGACAUCGGUAAUGCUUGACCGAGCUGAGACACUCCUUCAUGAUCACUAUGCUGGGAAAGAUUACUGGGAUACCCGCCGCAGCAUGGUUUUUGCCAAGCACCUCAGAGUCAUCGGAGACGACUUCAGAGCAAAGUACCUGAACUCUACAGACGACAGAGACCGCACCGUUUACAGUGAGGAUUGGACUCGCAUGAGAGCCAAGCCUGGUUCAGCUAAUGGUGGUCCAUAUCUGGGGGUUCACCUGCGCAGGAAGGACUUCAUCUGGGGUCACAGAGAGGAUGUCCCGAGCCUCAAGGGGGCCGUCAAAAAAAUGCGCAGCUUGAUGAAGAAGCACAAACUUGAAAAAGUGUUUGUCGCGACUGACGCAGAUGAAGAAGAAUUGAAGGAGUUGAAAAAGUUGUUGCCUGACAUGGUGCGGUUUGAGCCACCCACAGCAGACCUGGAGCUCCUCAAAGAUGGAGGAGUGGCCAUCAUUGACCAGUGGAUAUGUGCUCAUGCGAGAUUCUUCGUAGGAACAUCCGUGUCCACCUUCUCCUUCAGGAUCCACGAAGAGAGGGAGAUCCUGGGCUUUGACCCCAAAACUACAUACAAUCGUUUCUGCGGGGACACUGAGAAAGAAUGUGAACAGCCCACACACUGGAAAAUUGUUUAUUAAUGUCACCUCUGACUUUACUGACACACAAGUGCCAAAAAGCAGUAUUAAACCUGACGUUUUAUUUCUAUUGAUUAGGAGGAUAUUUUUUGUUUUGUUUUUAUGGUUUCAGAGUUGUGCAAUCAGGUCUGUAGUGACCACUAAGACUGAACCUAAUGCUCAAAUGGCCAAGACUGGUCUGCCAAGCAUGCAUUACUGUGAUGUCCAACAAUUAAAUCCUCAUAUAUUUUUCAGGCUGUAUGUGGCCUCUUCAUCACACCCUGGUGUUUCACAUAACGUCUAGUAUUUAUUACCAACAGCAGCCCAAAGGUGGAAGCCAUACAAAUGCAUUUUUUUGCCUUUGCACCAGCUCAAAACAAAAAAGGGGAUUCUGCUCAAACGAACAAUGCCACAUAGCACCGCUAGUGGUCGAGAACUCCACAGGGUACCUUUAAAACAGGAGAGCAGACUGAAACUAAUGAUUGUCAGCUCAGGAUUUGUUGAAAGGAAUUGCAUUUGCCAUCCACUGUCACUGUAUUUCGGUGUUAGUGUGGGAUAACUCUCCUCCCUGAUUUCAUGUUUUAAUGCAGCACCAGUGUUAACAUUUGUCACAUGUGAUUUCAUUACAAUAUUAACUGAAGUUGAAAAAGAAGGAAAUGUGACUGAAAAAAACAUGUAUUUGAAUAUUUGUGAUGCUUAAUUCUCUCCACCAUACUCUUAACUACAGCCUGUACUGUAUAUCUGGCAUGUUAAUAUAGUGCCAUGUUAAUGAUGCUGCCAGUAAUACAAGUUGAAAUGUGUGUCCUUUCAACACUAGCCAGAAAUGAAGCUAUUAUCUUACAACACACCCUUUCUUUUUCCAUUCCUGAGGAGGCAUCUGAUUUGAUCAGGAACCAUCUGGUCUGAGUAUCAUAUAACUUGGGCUCCAUGGGCAAAAGUUGAAAUUUGUCUCAGUGCUGGUGAUUGCAACACUGAGACAUAUUUCUCUCUCUCACGUUUGUACCAGGAUGGAAAACCGGUGUGACUGCCUUGAUGAUGGAAUUUAUUAUUUGCUGUUAAACACUAUAAUUGUGUUGCAUGUCACCAAUGCCUUUUGUGUGAACCAAUCCAGAGGUAUGCUACUCUACAGUGAUUUUCCUUUGUGUCUGGUAAUGGAAAAAAUCUUACAUGUAAUACCCAUGGCUCAUGCUCAGACAGGAAGUUCAUGCUUCACAAGGAAAACUGUCACGUCAUUCAGCGUUGUCUUCCUCAGCAGUUAUAUUAGUGUGUGUGUGUUUAUAAGAGUGAGGGGAAAUUUGGGUGAUUGGUUUCUGUCUGAAAUCUUGACCUCUCGCCAAACUUCAAAUUAUACAUUUUUUUUUGUUGUGUUAUCAUUUUUCUGUAUGUACAACUCUGAUUUAAUUUACCGUUGCCCUCCCAACGCGCUGCAGUCAUAAGAUCUGUGGCGUCUUUAGAAUUCUUAGCAUUGUUGUGACCUUUCACUCUGGAAGCCUUACAUGAUGUAGGUGUGACUCAUCCCUGUGUGGAGGCCGGUACCUCGCGAACAACACUUUGCCAACUUGUGUGUUUAAGUGUGUGUUUUGGUGUUACCUCGUCACCUCUAAUUCUACGUUCUCCCCUGAAGAACAGUAAUGAAAAGAUUUCUUUGAA